CUGGGCACUGCUUAAACCAGCCAGUUGCUGAGUGCUGCGAGUGAGAGGAGCCAAGAGUCAACAGAAGCUGCCAGGAAUUGGAGCUACAGAAGGAUCCUCGGGACAGGUUGAAAGUGGUAGCUGCAGAAGUAGCAGCUAAGGCGGUUGACAAAAUGCUGGCUACCUUGGCACUGCUCACGUCCUUCCUCUCGAUCUUGUAUCUGACCGCUCCAUCCAUCAGGAAAUUCUUUGCUGGUGGAGUUUGUACAACAAAUGUCCAGAUCCCAGGGAAAGUAGUGGUCAUCACAGGUGCCAACACAGGCAUUGGCAAGGAGACGGCCAGAGAGCUUGCUCGAAGAGGAGCACGAGUAUACAUUGCAUGUCGAGACGUGCUGAAGGGAGAGUCUGCUGCUAGUGAAAUCCGAGCAGAUACCAAGAACUCCCAGGUGCUAGUGCGGAAAUUGGACCUAUCUGACACCAAAUCCAUCCGAGCCUUCGCUGAGGGCUUCCUAGCAGAGGAAAAGAAGCUCCAUAUUUUGAUCAACAAUGCAGGAGUGAUGAUGUGUCCAUAUUCUAAGACAGCAGACGGCUUUGAGACCCAUUUUGGAGUCAACCACCUGGGCCACUUUCUUCUUACAUACCUGCUUUUGGGGAGGCUGAAGGAGUCUGCUCCCGCACGGGUGGUCAACCUAUCCUCAAUAGCCCACCUUGGUGGCAAGAUCCGUUUCCAUGACCUCCAAGGCGAGAAGCGAUACUGCAGUAGUUUUGCCUAUAGCCACAGCAAGCUGGCCAAUGUGCUUUUUACUAGAGAACUGGCUAAGCGGCUCCAAGGGACCGGAGUCACAGUCUUUGCGGUUCACCCAGGUAUUGUCUUGUCUGGGAUCACCAGGAACUCCUACCUGCUGUGCUUGUUAUGGCGGCUCUUCUCACCCUUCUUCAAGUCCACUUGGCAAGGGGCUCAGACCAGCCUGCACUGCGCCCUGGCGGAGGGCCUGGAGCCCCUGAGCGGAAAGUACUUCAGUGACUGCAAGAGGAUGUGGGUAUCCCCAAGGGCCCGGAACAAGAAAACAGCUGAGCGCUUGUGGAAUGUCAGCUGUGAGCUUCUAGGAAUCCAGUGGGAAUAGUUGGCCCGAAGACCAGGGCCUCUUCAGGCCUAAUCCAUGCCAGGAAAAAGGGGACCAAAGAGAAGGCUGACCUGAAAGGACUAUCCACCUGGCUUGCUGCUGCUGUGACUCUGGCCUGCUAAGAACCUUCUGGAACCCUGUAUACACACAACAUUUUUGUGAGGCAGGGUCGUAGUACAGGAUGACAGUCACACUUCUAGAUCAUGCUCAAAAGCUUAGAGAAUCCACAGCUCUCUGGGGCAAGAGAGCUGAACAUGGGGGUGGUAGAGGAUCCUGGGAAGUUGGAUCAGUUUCCUCUCUAGUACCACUGACAUGAGCGUAUAGGCUCAUAGGAGCACCAGCAUCACACGUUUCUAUGCACUCACACUCUAGAUUGGACUCUUUAUCUUUGAAAUGAAAUGCUAGUCACAACCCUGGAGUCUGGACCAACUCAGGAAGAAGUAGCUUCCUUUGGCCAAGCUUCAUUUCUUCCUUGAAGCAUCCCGGAGACAUUGCAUGAAGCUGGGCCUUCCCGUUUUAGCACUGUAUAGAUUUUUUCCCCCUAAACCAUUUUCUUUACCUCAAUUUUUAGAGAAAUAAAGAUUUAUGUUCAUCUCA
Molecule: messenger RNA, 1700 nt
Organism: Mastomys coucha (southern multimammate mouse)
Lineage: Eukaryota; Metazoa; Chordata; Mammalia; Rodentia; Muridae
Gene: Rdh12
Product: retinol dehydrogenase 12
Exons: 7
Coding region: 153-1103 (316 amino acids)
Source: RefSeq, a predicted model, not a curated record